This is a messenger RNA of Rana temporaria (common frog), 493 nucleotides long. It is a transcript of the gene RPS26, whose product is annotated as ribosomal protein S26. Gene Ontology annotation, cellular component: cytosolic small ribosomal subunit; ribosome. NCBI's taxonomy places the organism in Eukaryota, Metazoa, Chordata, Amphibia, Anura, Ranidae. The transcript has 4 exons. Bases 105 to 452 code for a protein of 115 amino acids. The record is from RefSeq and is a predicted model, not a curated record. Gene Ontology annotation, molecular function: structural constituent of ribosome; mRNA binding. Gene Ontology annotation, biological process: translation.
GCGCCAUACAUCGUACUGCGCUGCGUCAUGUCCGCCGCGGAGGGAUCGGCUUUAUAAGGAUUGAGCAGCAGCUUCCGGUCCUCUUUGCAGCCUUCGAGUCCAAGAUGACCAAGAAAAGAAGGAAUAACGGACGUGCCAAGAAGGGACGUGGGCAUGUCCAGCCUAUCCGGUGCACCAACUGUGCCCGCUGUGUCCCAAAAGACAAGGCCAUCAAGAAGUUUGUGAUCAGAAACAUCGUUGAGGCUGCAGCUGUCAGGGAUAUCUCUGAUGCUAGUGUCUUCGAUUCGUAUGCACUGCCUAAGCUUUAUGUGAAACUGCACUACUGUGUUAGCUGCGCCAUUCACAGCAAGGUGGUCAGAAACCGCUCUCGUGAGGCACGCAAGGAUCGCACACCACCACCAAGGUUCAGGCCUGCGGGCGCACCUCCAAGAGCACCUCCCAAACCAAUGUAAGGAAAUCUGCUCAGAUGUCUCAUCAAUAAACUGUUAAAAAU